Molecule: messenger RNA, 478 nt
Organism: Folsomia candida
Lineage: Eukaryota; Metazoa; Arthropoda; Collembola; Entomobryomorpha; Isotomidae
Product: lipopolysaccharide-induced tumor necrosis factor-alpha factor homolog
Exons: 3
Coding region: 85-420 (111 amino acids)
Source: RefSeq, a predicted model, not a curated record
GGAUUAUCAGCCCACUCCACUCCAGUUAGUCGUCGUGUUUCCUCCUGUAAACUGUUAGGUCAACGUGCACAUUAUUGCAACAUCAUGGCUACCGGUCCACCUCCACAGUACAGUUUUGCAAAUCCUGAAGAUUCUGGGAACACUACAUUUCAAGAGAAAAAUGCAGUGACCACUCAAGUUCAACCACUACUUGUUGCUCCAGUCCGUGUUGUCCGACUUCCUGACCAUUUCACUGCGGCCCCAAUGAAUAUAACUUGCAACGUUUGUCACGCCCAGAUUCGGACUAUGACGGAAGAGUCUUGCAAUCCAAUUUGCUGUAUUAUUUGGGGAAUUUGUGCCUUGUGCUGUUGUCAGGAUGUGGAACACAAAUGUCCAAAUUGUAACGCGUUCCUUGGAAAAUACGAUGCAGCCAAAUGUUGAUGGAUUUGUAUUGUAAUUAAUUAUGCAGAAUAAAAAAAAUUCUAGCUAAAUAAUUGUC